Messenger RNA from Ictalurus punctatus (channel catfish), 1677 nucleotides. RefSeq names its product putative C-type lectin domain family 20 member A. NCBI's taxonomy places the organism in Eukaryota, Metazoa, Chordata, Actinopteri, Siluriformes, Ictaluridae. The record is from RefSeq and is a predicted model, not a curated record. The transcript is spliced from 6 exons. The coding region runs from base 141 to 1103 and encodes 320 amino acids.
GUCAUCAAGUCUAAAAGAAGAUAAGAUAGUAACUCAGUUAGUCAGAUACUCCAGAACAUCUCUGAAAGACACUGAGAUCUAUAAAAGCUACAACACUGAUAGUUUACCUCCUUCACAUUUCAGUGCGUUUCAACACAUCAAUGAUGGAGCAGCAUCUGUUCAUAAUCCUGUUUUUCACAGGAGUUGUCCCCCUUGUCCUGUCUGUCUCUCGUAAGUACUAUCUGAUCCAGCAGGGAAAGACCUGGAGUGAUGCUCAGGCUUACUGCCGAGCCGAACACACUGACCUGGCUAUCAUCGAAAGUAAUGAUGACAUGGUCCGACUUCAGAAUGAAAUUCAGAGACAACAAUUCAGUUCCAGUGCUUGGAUUGGACUGUACAAUGACAUAAACAGCUGGUACUGGUCCCUUGGACAUGAGCCACUGGGUAGUAUGAGACCGUGGGCUACAGGAGAGCCUGACAACUGGCUGGGACAGGAAUGGUGUGGUGCGACAAAUACUUGGGCUUGGUCUGAUGGGUCAUGUACAAAAACAUUACCCGUUGUGUGCUUUGAUGACACUAAAACUGGCAAUCAGAGAUACAUUUACAUCUCUAACACUAAGACGUGGUAUGAUGCUCAGGCUUACUGCAAAACGUAUCAUACGGAUCUGGCCAGUGCUAGAAAUGCAACAGAAAUCUCUGUUAUACAGGGACUGGUCUCUGGUUGGACUUGGUUUGGUCUGAUCAGAGACACCUGGAAGUGGAUAGACAAAACCAACUUCUCUACCAUCAGCUGGAUCUCUGGAAAACCUGAUAAUUCCCUGAAGAAUGAAAACUGUGGUUAUUUAAAUAAUGGUCAGGCUGAUGAUGCAAAGUGCUCAGACAUAAUGCCUUUCUUCUGUUACAGAAUAAUUACAGGACAACAACAAAUCGUGAGGGUGAAGGUGCGGUCCAAUCAGGAUGUGAAUGAUCCUGCAGUAAAUGCGGCCAUCUUGGAGCAGAUCAAGCAGGAACUGAAGGAUCAUGGGAUGGCAGAGAACAUCACAGUGAAAUGGAGAGAGCAACCAGAUGGAAAGGUGUUUCACAAGGAGACUGAAAAGAACAGUACAGGAAAAGAAGAACUCUAAGUCUUUAUCUGUGUCUCAAAUUGAAAAUAGUUAUUUUAGUGUAAGUAAUAUCAGGGCAGGGGUGGAAAAAGUACUGAGAGGUUAUACGUAGGUGAAAGUGAAGAUAAUGUGUCGGUUAAAAGUGGUAGUAUCCAGACAAAAAAAAAAAAAAAAAAAAGAAAGUAAAAUGUUUCUACUUUUAAAUAUAAUCAAAUAUUAAAAAGUUUUUUUAAGAAAUGUUUUUAUAUGAUGAAAUUAGAUCGGUGUCAUAUUUUCAUUAAAAAAUAUAUAUUUUUUAUUACUUAUCUAAACCCGUUAAACCCGUUUGUUUUUUGUUUUUAAAUUAUCCCAUUUUGCCUAAAACAUUAUUCAACCUGUAAGUGUGCUGCACAGUUUACUAAUGAAAUAAUCAGAACUAAAGAAUCCCACAAACACCUGAUAUUUACUAUUAGCUAGUGUCACUCAUCCUUAAAUAACACACUGCAGUCUGGUGGAUUAUAUGUAUUCACUCACACACACACACACACACACACACACAGAGAGAGAGAGAGAGAGAGAGAGAGAGAGAGAGAGAGAGAGAGAGAGAGAGAGAGAG